AGAGAUAAUGAGCAAAUAAGUUAGAGGUUUUGAGAACGUUGCACUCUAAACCUGCCACCCCUCAGCUACGUAAGUACACAUGCUUUAACUCUUGGAGUGUUUUUUUAUUUUGCAGUAAAUUCUAUUAUUUAUAUCCUUUAGUCUGUGAGGCUCCUGAUUUUGUGAGUUUAGCGUCCUAAGAACCGAGCAGCUGCUACACUACAGUAUGUGGCUGUGGGCAUUAAUACCCGUCUCCUUUGGCUUCUUUGGAAUGGUGGGCAUUUGGACAGUAUGUGCAGUAGCGGUGAAAAAUGGAGCAGUCAAUCUAACAAGAGGAAUUCCCUUAAUCAGUACAUGUGCUGCUUACCCACCUCAGACCUCUAUCUUCUCUCAAACGUUUAAUUUUGUUGCCGUUUUAGCUCUGAUGACCGUGGCGAUCCGAUAUAAGCAGAUUCAGGACUAUGGUUGCCAUGGAAAGGUCAAUGUUGCAAGUGUUGUUGUAGGAUCGUUAGCUCCCAUUGGAUUGUCUGUCACUUCCAACUUCGAGGCAUCAGUCUUCUACAUACCCCACUUUAUUGGUGGGCUUGUGGCAUUCGUCUGUAUCCUGACCUACAACUGGAUACAGGUGUAUUUAACCUAUCGAGCACUGGUCUACAAAGGCCGAGUCUGGGUGGUACCCGUGAGGUUAUUCUGCUGCAUCAUUUCCACCAUCAUGCUGGCUGGUGUAGCGUUCUUGACAUCUUGCCACCAAAAAGCUUUUUGUGAGUGGAUCUUCGUCAUGCUGGCGUUCUUGCUCUUCGGCCUGUUUGCUACGGAGUUCAGACACAUAGAGCGCUGCUACCUCACCGUACAGAUGCCCACACUAAAGGAGGAGUGCUGCAUGCCUGCACCGGUGCAUAUAAACCACCACGCUUUACACAUGCCCUGUUAAACCCAACAUCAUCUCAGAGACAUCAACUGGCUUCAUCAUGUCUAUAGAUAAUGUAACACUUGCCAUAUAAAAUGUUUAGUCUUGAGAUUUUUUGCCUUGUGAGUCAUUUUCACCCCCAGAAUUGUGUGUUUAUUUUUAAUGAAGCAGAUCGACUCAUUUGCUUUUGAGCAUCAGUGAUUUUUCUGCUUUUGCAUGAAGGUGGAUGUAAAGGUUCAAUAUAAGAGUGCAGUACAUGCAUCUGAACACAUGGGGGCGCUAUUCAUCUUUGUUCAGGAAUCCUGUUUAAACAAAAUGUUUAAUAAUCAUAAACUCAUGUUGUGAACAUUUAAACACUUGUUUAUAUUGUUUACUCUACAGAUAACCAUUUUAGCCUGGGUCCAUUAGAAAGUCCUUUAUCUCUUUAUUAUGAAAUGAACUUCUGAUUAGAGAAGGAACCGUUCCUGCCAGGACGAGCCUGUCCUCCAUCUGUCAGCUGACUCAUAGUGAAGGAAGAAGGGUUUUCAGAUUACUUGGCACAUAAAGAAAUGUGAUUUCAAACAGAAGAUAAGGUCUUCCAGUUCUGCAGCAAAGCGCCCAAACCAAGGUCGGCUGGUACGAGCCACUGGCAGUGGUGUCCACAAGGGGUGGCCAGAGGUGGCCAUGGUCAACCCAAGAAAAUUCAAGUGGCGCUUGCUGCAGAACCACAAAGGCGGAGCUGCACCAGAAGGUGGGGCUGCACAAAGUAAGCCCCGCCCAUUCCAUCAGAGUCAGUCCAAUUCCUUCCAGUUGUCAGACUUGAUAGCAUUCUGGAACCAAAGAGGGUGUUCUAGCUAGUAUCAUCUAAAAUGCAAGCUUGAGGGCGGAGUUGAGAAGUUAAUUGAACAGUUUUUGUAAAGGUUCCAUAUAAUUAAAAAUCUAACUUUUGGAACUUUUUACCAUGUUAUGUUGUCAUUUCCUCAUAAGAAACACACCAAAGCCAUUUUUAGCCUCAUUCAUGCAUUUUCCUCCCAUCUCAGCUUCAAUUUCGUCUCCUCCCCCGAAGCGGGUCUGGUCUUGGUUCUCAAAUCUGGAUAUUCUGUGAAUUUUCUGACAAAUUAUUUCUGAAAUGACUUCUACUGAGACAGCGCCAGAAAAACCAUACAUCCCCAUCUACGAAGACACACUGGAUGGCACAAUCAAAUGUAACGCCACUUGCAUUUUAUCAGAUGUAGUGGUGAAGUGGUUGUGGAGUCAGAUUGGUAUACAAUUUUGUGCAGGUUCACCUCCCAGUAGCGGCAGUAAAAAGGUAGUUUCUAACCCUUUUUCUUCUUUUCUAGCUACACUUGCCAGUACUAUGUUUACAACCAUUUAUUGGUAUACUGUUUAAAAUAUAAUGACUAAUGUGUUUAUCUUUUUUAUUUAGUUGUUUAUUUAGCCAGUGUGAAUCCAUUUGUGAGCAGUUUCAACUAAAAUGCUGUUUAGGAACGACCAAAUUCAAAGAACUUUUAGAGACAUAAAUAUUUUGCAGAAAAUAAACAUUAAAACUAAAAUAUAAAAAAAUUAAAUGUUUCAGCUGGCUAAAUAGAUUGCUGCCGACCCCACCGAGAGUCGAGCCAGCAUCAGCUGAGGGGAAAGCAAAAUGUAAGCCAGAUGAUCUUGCCAUUGGACCACCAGAACCCACAUGAAGGCCCAAACCGCUGUUGUAACACCCUUUUGUUGGAGCGGUUGUGGGCAGAUAUUUGGGAUAUAUUCAGGCUUUGUCAUGUAGCAAGUUAUAUUUAUCUUGUUUAAUUGGAGCAUAGAACAUAGCAUUAACAACUGUAAACUAGUAACAGCCGUAAUUCAUGUGGGUCAGGUUAGUUUGCGAAAAAGUUAAAAACAAAAACAGGAGUCAGUAGGCUAGGCCGAGUUUGCGUGAAUGGGCGGGACUGACUCUGGUGCAGCUCCGCCUUUGUAGUUCUGCAGCGAGCACCCUCUCAGAAAAUUGCUGACCACCCCACUAUCCACACCCAGGGAAGGCCAGUGUUCUUUAAUAAGUCAAAUUAAUGUUUUUUUUUUUUUGAUGAAAACGAAUAAAGGAGACUUUAUUGCAUCAACAUGGUGUGCCACCUAAAAAUUUCUCUGGCCCCGUGGCUAACUUUUCUGGAGGCACCACUGGCUGUUUGAUUUUCUCCAAAAAUGUCUUCUUUCCCUCUCUCUUCUAGGAGAAGAGUUCAUUUGUCUGCAGCUCUUCCACCCCAGUCUUGUUCUAGUUGUUCUCCGAAGAACUUGACCCUUAAACAGAGGCCUGUGGCAUCUGAGAUGGAGCCAUUACAUUUUGGGGAAAAGUAGUAACUGACUAUUUUUGUUGUAAAAUACUGAACUCCAAACUACCAGGAAAUAAAUGUUAACCUUUGUGAGGUCGAUGCACAGCAACAGUUGUGUCUUUCCUCCCUGGGACUGUGUUAACACACACCUGUAUGCUCCUGACUGACAAAGCCCCUGUUUUUAUAGGGAAGUUUAAGCUGCUAUGGCAAAUAAAAAAAUAUUAGCUCUAACGUUUUUUUUUUCAAGUCUCUUAACCAGAGGCCGACUCAUAUGUUUUUUUUAAGGCCGAUGCUGAUCCAGAUUUUUAAAGAAUUUUGUCGCCGAUAGAUUUACGUUUUAGCAGCACACUGAGUGUGAAAGAGCCCUGAACACUCACUGUGUGCAAAAAUAAAAUAAACAAGUCAAUAAAUCUAAUAUUUAUUGAACUUCAAAUGUGAAACAAACUCAAAACAUAAAAAAAUGGUGUGUUGGGGUCCUUCGGGUCUUUUCUGCAGUCUAGUAGUGGCGACAGUUGGCCACAUAUAUGCCUCAUUUAAAAAAAUAUAUAUCGGCUUUUAAAUGUAAUUUUGGCCAACAUCGAAAAAGUUGGAUAUAAUGGUCGGCUUCUACCCUUAACAACAUUCUGUAGCUAUACAUUUAUUGUGAUGAUUAAAAACAAGAAAAA
Nothobranchius furzeri (turquoise killifish) is the source of this 3839-nucleotide messenger RNA. It is a transcript of the gene tmem150b, whose product is annotated as transmembrane protein 150B. The record is from RefSeq and is a predicted model, not a curated record. Lineage: Eukaryota; Metazoa; Chordata; Actinopteri; Cyprinodontiformes; Nothobranchiidae. Gene Ontology annotation, cellular component: plasma membrane.